Molecule: messenger RNA, 1811 nt
Organism: Misgurnus anguillicaudatus (oriental weatherfish)
Lineage: Eukaryota; Metazoa; Chordata; Actinopteri; Cypriniformes; Cobitidae
Product: interferon-inducible GTPase 5-like
Cellular component (GO): membrane
Molecular function (GO): GTP binding
Source: RefSeq, a predicted model, not a curated record
ACAUGGAAGCUCAAGACUCUGCUGUUCGUGAAGCAGUAAAGGCAUCAGGGGAAUCCACACUGGAAAAAGCUAAAGCAAAAGCUUUAGCAGAAUUCAACCAGUUGUUAUAUGUUUCACUUAACAUUGCUGUGACAGGAAGGACAGGAUCUGGGAAAUCUGCCUUUGUAAAUGCUCUUAGAGGCCUGAGCGAUGAUGAUGAAGAUGCAGCCCCUACUGGAGUCACAGAAACUACAACGGAGCCCACCAUGUAUGAGCAUCCUGGAAUGAAAAAUGUGAAAAUCUGGGAUCUGCCUGGAAUAGGAAGCCCAAACUUUAAAGCAAAAAAAUAUCUUAAAGAUGUGAAAUUUGAUACCUAUGAUUUCUUCAUUAUCCUUAGCUCAGAGAGGUUCUGCGAGAAUGACAUCAUGCUGGCUAAUAAAAUAAAAAAGGAGAAGAAAAACUUUUACUUUGUUCGUUCAAAGAUUGACAUCGACAUCUCUUCAGAGGAAAGAAAAAAAGGAUUUAAUGAGCAAAACGUUCUUUCCCUAAUAAGGGAAGACUGUGAGAAAAACUUAAAAAAAGUGGAAAACCCCAAUUUUUUUUUGAUAUCAUCUUAUGAUUUGGAGAAAUAUGAUUUUGAAAACCUUAGAAUUACACUAAAAGAGGGCUUGCCUAUCCAAAAGAGAUCUGCUCUCCUACAAGCCUGGCCAGUAUGCUCUGCUGAAGCUCUUGAAGAGAAGAUAAAGCUUUAUAAAGGGCUAAUCUGGGCUGCAUCUCUUGCAUCUGCAGGAAUAGCAGUGGCCCCUGUGCCUGGCCUAUCAGUAGCAUGUGAUGCAGGCAUUGUGGUAGCAUUUCUUGUACGGUGCUACUAUGCAUUUGGCUUAGAUGAUAAGUCAUUGACCAGACUUUCGAAGAAAGUGAAUAUUCCCUUGACAGAAUAUUUGGGCACAUCAAAGUUUGCUACUGCUAUUAAAGAAAAAGCAGUGAGCAGGAUAGGUGUAUCUGCAUCAUUAGCAGUGUUGUCUACAGCUGAAUUUGCAUUGAGUCUUUUUCCAGGUCUGGGCAGUGCUGCUGCUGCAGGAUUAUCCUUUGCUACCACACAAUACCUUCUGAGAGAAGGUUUAAAUGACCUGGCAAAUACUGCUCGGGAAAUCAGAAAAAAAGCUGGACUGGAUACAAUAUGAACUACAACUGAUAUCCAGCUAGCUUUAAAGGGGAGAUUUCACAAGACUUUUUUAAGAUGUAAAAUAAAUCUUUGGUGUCUCCAGUUAGCCUUAAUCAACUUUAGAAAAUCAACUGAAAAGACAUUUAAUCUUUCUUACUGCAAACAAGACUGACCUCUGUCAUUUGUCUACUUUGUCAACUUUUUGAGAAUAAUUCUGUGUUUUUAAGAAAUAACAGGUAUAGAUGCUGAUGUUUUUUUGGACAUAUUUGGUCAUCAUUAUGAUGAGCCUUGACUUUUUAAUGUAGUUGGGUUUUUUGUCUGCUAUAACUGUUCGCUUAAAGUGCAAAUAUAAUUUGAUGAUGUUUAGUUAUUACUGAUGAGGGUUUAGUGUUCUGAUUAAUUAUGCAAAUUAACUAUUAUACUAUUUUAUUGCUAAUUUUGCUGUUGGACUUUAGUUUGUUUUGUGAUGUUAAGAGUUGAUGUGUUUAUCUGAAUAUUUUAUUUGUCAUCAUUGUUGAAAUUUAUAGGCUGAUUCUUGAUGUCUGUGUGUCUCCCUAAAAACAGUGGUUCAAUAUAUACACUUGUAUAAUGUAUAAAAUUCUUCUACAUAUACACUAUUGAAUUAUGUGCUGUUGUAUCACAAAUUUAAUAUAAUAAAGCAAAGUUA